AUGCUUGCCACUCUCCGAUACGAGGACUACACAAUAGGAUGGAUAUGCGCCCUCCAUGUUGAGGCACUCGCUGCAAGGUUCAUGUUGGACAAAAGACACGAUGGUGUAUUCCCGGGUAGACAUGGAGACGACAACAACUACAUAGCGGGCUCUAUCGGCAGCCAUAAUGUUGUUCUAGCUGGUCUGCCUACAAAGUCAAUCGGUACUGUCUCUGCAGCCAUACUCGUGUCUCAGAUGAGGCAAAGCUUUCCAAAUUUGCGCUAUGGCUUGAUGGUCGGCAUUGGUGCUGGAGUGCCUGGGCGACACCUGAAGCCUGAUGUGCGUCUCGGCGAUGUUGUGGUAGCUGCGCCAACAGAGGAUUCCGAUGAUGUGCAAUGUGUUAUAGGCUACGAACUCGGAAAAGAGACGGCUGGUGGUUUUAUCAAGAAGAAUUGGCUUUACCCCACGGACUUGCGAUUGCGAACGGCCAUCUCAACCAUCCAAACAGAGACUGAGUUCAACCGUUCCCACGGCUUUUUGAAGCACCUUGACGUGUUUCAAACGAAACCCGAAGGUCAAAAGUUUCUAUUUCCAGGCGUGGAUAAUGAUCAACUGUACGAAGCAGAAGAAGCGGACGACAAGUAUUCGCUGGUAGCACGAGAUCCCCGAGACAGUCAGAAUCCUGUUGUUCAUUACGGACGUAUUGGAUCUGGAAAUAAAGUUAUUAAAAAUGCAAAACUUCGCGACGAAUUAAGGGACAAGUACAACAUAAUUUGCCUUGAGAUGGAAGCAGCCGGUCUCAUGAACACAUUGCCCGUUGCCGUCAUACGAGGAAUCUGUGAUUAUGCCGACUGUCAUAAAAACGACACGUGGCGUCACUAUGCCGCCGCAACGGCUGCCUCAUAUGCGAAAGAGCUGCUCUAUGCCAUUGGUGCAGACCCUCUAGCUAAUCCUCGUCUCGGCGGAGUUCUUUGCGCAGAUGAGACAAAAUGCUUGCAAUCGCUCUACAAAUCAGACUAUAAAUCGCAUGGAAAAAGGAACCCAGAUCGAGUACCAGGAACGUGUGAGUGGUUCUUACGGCAUCCAAAAUAUCGGCGCUGGCGUCAGGAGCGACAAUCAAGUCUCUUAUGGGUGUCGGGGGACCCUGGAUGCGGAAAAUCUGUCCUGGUCUCGUUUCUUUUGGGUGAGCUUAAGAGCGACAAGUCUCAAGCUAUCCUUCCUGGCACAGUCUGCUUUUUCUACUUCAAAGAUGACAACGACAAGCAAAAUAGCGCAACUAGUGCCCUUUGUGCAAUACUGCACCAGCUUUUUACCACAAAGAAGUUCCUUGUCAAACACGCUAUGCCAGAGUAUGAGAACAAGGACCAAAAGUUUACUAAUGAAUUCAGCACUUUAUGGGAUAUCUGCACAACAGGUCUAAAUGAUGCCGAUUGUGGAAAUGUUAUAUGUGUUUUAGACGGAGUGGAUGAGUGCGAGUUGCUGACUCGAAACCUUCUCAUUGACUCCUUGAUCAAGUUUUUCUCAGCAUCCGGGAACCGAGAUACAAACUCCUUCUUAAAGUUCAUUGUUACGAGUCGUCCGUACGGCGCAAUCGAAAGACAGUUCUAUUCGCCUCGUACAACUGCGCCACCAACAAUUAGAUUGAAGAUGGAAGACGAGACUACAGCCAUCAGUCGUGAUAUAGAACUUGUCGUCAAGGCCAAAGUUGAUGAGAUUGGACAUAUAAAGUCUCUGCCUGCAUCUGCCAGAGCUGACCUGCAGAAACGUCUCAUUAGCAAUGCUGAUCGAACAUUCUUGUGGGUAUCUCUUAUUCUGCAGAUGGUCGAGGAGAGCGCCUGGGUGUCCCGGGCAGCUUAA
This is a messenger RNA of Metarhizium robertsii ARSEF 23, 1836 nucleotides long. Its product is annotated as Protein kinase-like protein. Gene Ontology annotation, biological process: nucleoside metabolic process. NCBI's taxonomy places the organism in Eukaryota, Fungi, Ascomycota, Sordariomycetes, Hypocreales, Clavicipitaceae. The coding region runs from base 1 to 1836 and encodes 611 amino acids. Gene Ontology annotation, molecular function: catalytic activity. The record is from RefSeq and is a predicted model, not a curated record. The transcript is spliced from 2 exons.